Messenger RNA from Tachysurus vachellii, 2886 nucleotides. RefSeq names its product myosin, light chain kinase 5 (gene mylk5). The coding region runs from base 162 to 2750 and encodes 862 amino acids. The transcript has 17 exons. Gene Ontology annotation, molecular function: ATP binding; protein binding; protein kinase activity. The record is from RefSeq and is a predicted model, not a curated record. NCBI's taxonomy places the organism in Eukaryota, Metazoa, Chordata, Actinopteri, Siluriformes, Bagridae. Gene Ontology annotation, biological process: protein phosphorylation.
AGAGAGAAAGCAGCAUAAAACAGGAGAUUGUAAGUCUGUGAUAGCAAGUCAAAGCGAGCAGAAAAGAAAAGAAGGAAGCUUGAUAAGAAGUCGGCGGAAAUGUGUUUGUUGUUUGUUUAGGUCCAGCCAGCUUCUGUCUAUUGGUCCAGUGACAAAGGGCUAUGAGUGUGUUUAGAGAACAGAAAAGAUAUGUGUCCACUCUCAGGAUCCAGCUAUCAGCUCCCACAUCUGGAAGAGCCUCUGUCGACAUCAGUGCGCAGGGGAAGAACAGAGAAAGGUCCCCCAACUCUGGAGAGAACGGUGCAGACACGCCACUAUUCCUUGAACCUCUGCAGGAUUGUGUGGCUGAUAAAGGAAGUGACAUCACACUAAGGGGCGUCAUCACAGGGAGUCAACCAAUCAGGGUGACUUGGCUGCAUAAUGGUCAGCCGGCGAAAUUCGCAAAAUCCUCAUUUGUCGGUGGAGAGGCGAGACUGUCUGUUAGGAAAUGUGUCCCAGGGGACGCUGGAGCUUACACUUGUGUAGCUGAAAACACAGCAGGAAAAACUUCCAGCAGCUCGGCAGUGUAUGUCAGAGAAACGUCAGUUGCUGCCCCGAACAAUCACACACGCUCCUCUUCGUCCUCUCCUUGCACCCCAGUUCUGAGAAACCUGGGCUUGAAAUCCCCAAAGACUAUUUUGGAGGAUGUCAGUGUGUUCAGAGGAAAAAAUUCGCCCCAGACGCAAAGUCCUGGAACGCCGUCGAGCCCAAGAGGCUUCUCAGAUCUCCCGGUGAAGAGGAGAAGCAGCUCAGGGACAGCUGUCCCUCUGCAGAUUGUGUCCCCUAGUCUUCAGGUGGAGGUGCGGAAAGGUGAGACGGCUCGUUUGAGCUGCACGUUCAAAGGCAACGCGCCGAUCGUCUCCUGUUGGAUUUAUAACAAAAAAGAGGUUCUCGAGAGCUCCAGGUUCAAGAUUGAGGGCAGUAGUGAGAGCAGCAGUUUGGUCAUUUCAGAGACUCGACCCGAAGACUCUGGACGCUACACACUAGUUGUGCGAGACCGGACAGACUCCGCCCAGCACUCGGUCACGCUGUCAGUCAUCGAGCGACCGCAGCCUCCUGCCUCGUCCCCGGUGGUGUGUGUGCUCUCCUCGCACUCCCUCGUCCUGUCCUGGUCAGGGCCCUGCUACGACGGAGGUUCGGCUGUCACCGGAUACGUGGUGGAGGUUCAGCAAGUCGACUCGACCAGGGCAGGUUGCUGGACCGAGCUCUCGGUCUGCGGUAAAAACACUUCCCUCAGAGUGAACUCUGGACUCCAGCCACAAGCGGAGUAUCGCUUCAGGGUCAGGACCUGUAACGCUGUGGGACCCAGUGACCCGAGUCCAGAGUCUCAGGUGAUCAGGAUGGACAGCGGCACAGCGGAGCCUCGUGAAGAGAAGAGAAACGAUUACGUCACCGUUACCGUUGAUGUCACACACAAAGUCACUGACCACUACAAUGUACUGGACAAACUGGGAGUCGGGAAGUUUGGUCAUGUGUAUCGUUUGACCCAUAAAGAAACCGGCCAGGUGUUUGCCGGAAAGUUCUAUAAGGGUCGGCGUGCGAAAGAGAGAGAAGCAGCGAAGAAAGAAAUCGAGCUGAUGAACUCGCUCCAUCAUCCCAAACUGGUGCAGUGCCUUGCAGCUUAUGAUAACAAGCCUGAAAUAGUGAUGGUCAUGGAGUUCAUUGCAGGCGGGGAGCUCUUUGAGCGUAUUGUGGACGAUAACUUUGUGCACACAGAACAAUCAAGCGUGGGUUACAUGCAUCAGAUCCUGCACGGUGUUCAGUACAUGCACCAGCAGAACAUCGUGCACCUGGAUCUGAAACCAGAGAACAUUGUGUGUGAGGACAGAACAGGAUUCCGGAUUAAAAUUAUCGACUUUGGGCUCGCUAGCAAGCUGGACUCUUCCACUCCUCUGAAGGUGAUGCACGGAACCCCUGAGUUUGUGGCUCCGGAGGUCAUCAACUAUGAACCUGUGUGUCUGACGACAGACAUGUGGAGCAUUGGGGUGAUCUGCUAUAUACUGCUGAGUGGUGAGUCUCCGUUCCAGGGUGAAAGCGAUACAGAGACACUGGCUUUAGUGACUGCGGCCCAGUGGGAGUUUGAUGAGGAGAGUUUUGUGGAUAUCACAAACCAUGCCAAAGAUUUUAUCAGCUCUCUACUGCAGAAAAAUGUCAGGCAACGGAUGUCCUGUAACGAAGCUCUGUCUCACAUCUGGAUGAAGACGUUAGAUUCCACAGACUCCGGCACUGCCAAGAACAUCUCUAAAGACAAGAUAAAGAAGUUCUUAGCCAGGCAGAAGUGGAAGAAAACGGGCAAAGCCGUGCUGGCUCUGAAGAGGAUGGCAUUGCUGUCCAAAUCCGACAACUCCUCGUCCAUCACCAGCCCCGUGGAUGAUACACAACAUGUCCUCAGGUCCCUAGAGGAGAGGAUGCAGUCGAAACCUGAGUUCAUCAGGACUCCAUUUGACUUGUCGGUCCUCGAGAAGUCCACGGCGCAGCUCGUCUGUCAUGUCGCUGGUUACCCAGACCCUGAAGUGCUGUGGCUGAGGGAUGAUGAGGUCCUGGAGGAUCAGGACGGCUCUGUGCAUGUGGAUUAUGAAGAAGACGGGAUGUGUGUCCUCACACUGGAGCGCGUCACCCUGCAGCACAGCGGCACUUACACAUGCAAAGCCAUCAACGUCCACGGGGAGGCGCUCUGCUCCGCUAAAAUCACUGUAGUGACACAGGACUAAUCGUGGAUUGAUGAAAUAUUUGUAUUCAGCGGAAAUCCUACUUCACAAUGACAUUUUUUACAAUGUAAUACAAUGAGAAUGCAGUGCUGAAAUCUUUUAUUUGAACACGUGUUUUCAUAAAUAAUAUGAUAAACGA